GUGACUUCUUAACCUACUCGUUUAGAGGCUGAGAGGGCUGAAUACGUCAGCGACGCCAUGUCGGGAACCUUACGGAUAUAUGUACAAGGUUUUUAAGUGUGCAUGGAAGGUACGUCGGUACAGGGUAGGUUAAAAACCAACCUCAAAAGUCCACAUCAUGGACUCACCCAUUGUGGUCCAGCUCUUCCGCCAGCUAUUUCGACAUCCAGCCUGUCCGUCCAGGAGAAAUCUCGCUGCAUUAUCGUCUUGCCUCCACCAUGGCCGAAGAAUACAGCGGUGCGAGCAUCAGCAGAGGCGACACAUGGCCAGCCGGAGUACCGUCAGAGGGACCAAGAAAGGGUUGCCCGAGAAGGAGAGCCAUUGGCAACAAAGGACGGAGUUAUUCCCUGAGGAUAUGUCGGAGGAGUAUAAGACGUAUCCCACGGUGACGGCGAAUGACCUAAGAACACGAAGGGAACGCCCGCGGAAAGUUAAGAUGCUCAUGCGCGACUUCAUAGAGGACAGCUUAUACAACCCCCACUACGGCUACUUUUCCAAGCAAGUCGUGAUCUUUAGCCCCGGCGAGCCCUUCGACUUCAACUCUUUGCGCGACGAGCCCGCCUUCCACGAAGAGCUGGGACGGAGGUAUACAGAAUUCGAAGAUGCUCUAGAUAAAAGUGAGGGCCGCCCCGACGACACCCGCCAGCUCUGGCACACCCCCACCGAGCUGUUCCGCCCUUACUACGGCGAGGCCAUAGCCCGCUACCUCCUAUCCAACUACCUGAUGACGACGUAUCCCUACCACGACCUCAUCAUCUACGAGAUGGGCGCCGGCCGCGGCACCCUCAUGCUCAACAUCCUCGACUACAUCCGGGACAUCGAGCCCACCGUCUACGACCGCACCAAGUACAAGAUCAUCGAGAUCUCGCCGUCCUUAGCCGCCAUCCAAAACUCGCAACUCCUCGCCACAGCUGCUUCCCGCGGACACGCCAGAAAAGUCGAGAUCAUCAACAAAUCCAUUUUCGACUGGGACGCCCGUGUGCCGUCUCCCUGUUUUUUCUUAGCUAUGGAGGUCUUCGACAACUUCGCCCACGACGUCCUGCGCUACGACCUGCGUACCGAGGAACCGCUGCAGGGCACCGUGCUGAUCGAUGGCCACGGCGAUUUCUACGAGUUUUACGAGCCGGUUCUAGACCCCGUCGCAGCGCGCUUCCUACGCGUACGGCACGCCGCCACAGGAGGCCGAUACCGCGUCCCGUACCCCACGAAUCGCGGCGCCCGCUGGCUCAAGACGCAACUACCCCUUGCUCCCAACCUCAGCGACCCGGAGUACAUCCCCACACGCCUAAUGCAAUUCUUCGACAUUCUAGAGCGCGCAUUCCCCGCGCACCGGCUAGUAACAAGCGAUUUCCACACCCUACCCGACGCAGUACGCGGGCUCAACGCGCCGGUGGUACAGACGCGGUACCAGCGGCGCAUGGUUCCCGUGUCGACGCCGCUAGUGCACCAGGGGUAUUUCGACAUAUUAUUCCCGACGGAUUUCCACGUUAUGGAGGCCGUGUACCGCGCUUUGACGGGGAAGCUAACGCGGGUUAUGGGGCACGAGGCAUUUAUGCGGUCGUGGGCGUACGUGGAGGAUACUAGAACACGCAGCGGGGAGAAUCCGUUGUUAAGUUGGUAUCGGAAUGCUAGUGUUAUGGUCACGGUGUGAUACGCUGUCCUGGAUGCCUAGUUGAUAUGCCAGAUGUCCCAUAUCACGAGAAUAGGAGCAUCGCGAUAUAGUGCGUUGAACAAGUCAUGUUAGUUCAUGACUCGUGACAUAGCAUAGCGUGGCACGUACGUGUAUAUAUGCCACAUAUCCGAUAGCUGGCUGAAUCAACCAUGCCACUUGAAAGGUUUACGUUAGACGAUGACGGCUUCGUUAAAUAUCACAACCCGAUCAAGUAGCAUCAUAUGUUACUAACUCCAUGAAUAACUUUAUACUAGCUUAAGGUAUAACGUCUUCUAUGUUUGUACA
Messenger RNA from Daldinia decipiens, 1996 nucleotides. RefSeq names its product DUF185-domain-containing protein. Lineage: Eukaryota; Fungi; Ascomycota; Sordariomycetes; Xylariales; Hypoxylaceae. Gene Ontology annotation, molecular function: protein-arginine omega-N symmetric methyltransferase activity. The coding region runs from base 158 to 1690 and encodes 510 amino acids. The transcript is spliced from 2 exons. Gene Ontology annotation, cellular component: mitochondrion. The record is from RefSeq and is a predicted model, not a curated record.